UUCAACUAACCAUAUCUCUUUACACAGCUGCCGGGCGGGAUUUCCGCAAUAGCUAAUAACAUGGCGAAGACUUACGAUUACUUGUUCAAAUUACUGUUAAUCGGCGAUUCUGGCGUCGGAAAGACUUGCGUGUUGUUCAGAUUUUCAGAAGAUGCGUUUAACUCAACGUUUAUCUCGACAAUAGGUAUUGAUUUCAAAAUUAGAACAAUAGAACUAGAUGGGAAGAAGAUCAAGCUACAGAUAUGGGACACAGCUGGCCAGGAGCGGUUUCGAACAAUCACAACGGCAUAUUACAGAGGAGCCAUGGGCAUCAUGUUAGUCUUCGACAUCACCAACGAGAAGUCAUUUGAAAACAUCAAGAACUGGAUAAGGAAUAUAGAGGAGCAUGCCUCUGCAGAUGUGGAGAAGAUGGUGCUGGGCAACAAGUGUGACGUCAAUGACAAGCGACAGGUGUCCAAAGACAGAGGGGAGAAGUUAGCGUUGGAGUACGGUAUUAAGUUUAUGGAGACCAGUGCAAAGGCCAACAUCAACGUGGAGAAUGCAUUUAUGACCCUUGCCAGAGACAUCAAGGCGAAAAUGGACAAGAAACUGGAGGGCAACAGUCCUCAGGGCAGCAGUCAGGGGGUGAAGAUCACAGAGCAGCCCAAGAAGAGCAGUUUCUUCCGCUGCACGCUCCUGUGAGGACCACGGCCUUCUCAUUGUCCACAGCUGGACAGAACUGGACUGAGCUUGCUCAGAGCUCUCCUCUCUUUCGCCCUGUUCUCAUCCCUUUCUCAUUCCCCAUAUCCCAGGCCUCUGGGUUUUGAGCUUUUUUUUUCCUGAUUCACCAUGUGUCCCCCAGUUUAAAAACGGAUGUAUUCAUUGGUCAGGUGGAUCAAUCAGUUGCUCAAUCAGGGUUGUUAGAUGGAGAUCUCUAUACCGGGCACUCCUCAUGCUCUUAUAUCGUUUCUCAUAAUUAUACUUAGGCUUCUGCUCCCCCCUCUCCUCUCUUUGUCUUAUGCAACUGGUAUUGUUACAGGUACUUCAUGUUGCUAUGUGGUUGCACUGCUGCCAAAGUUGAUCCUGAGUGAGUUUUUUUUUUCUUCUCAACAUGAAUUAACCUUAAAAGCAGUGGCUUAUUUCCAUGAUAAGACUAGUUAACCAUCAAAUGCAUCUGACGUCUUCUGUCAGAGUUGCCUUCUGUGUCAUCUAGCUACUACUAUGGAGAUCUAUGCUUCCUUGUUUUUUCCUUUCUCAAAUGAGUGAUUCUCUCUAUUCUACCUUGACAUUACUCAUUUGCCAUCCAAGAAAGACACUUAUGUUCUUAAGAUAAUACCUAGAAGAAUUCUGAAGUCUUACCAUGUUAAUAGUGAAGACGUGUGAGGUGAGGACAGUGGGAAGGUAGGCCCCUAAAUGGCAGGCAAUCCAAGAAAUAAGAUGAGUAGGUGGCCAGUACGUUGUAAUAAACUUUAGUGAACUGUUAACAGAAAUAUAUACAUAUUGGAGCAGAUCGGCAUUGUACUUGAGGAUGCACAACUGCAAUGCGUUUUGACGCUGACUGUAGAGAAGUCAAAACGCGUUGCAGUUGUGCGUCCUCAUGUACAAUGCCGAUCUGCUCCAAUAUGUAUAUAUUUCUGUUAACAGUUCACUAAAAUGUAUUGCAAUGUACUGGCUGCCUAAUCAUGAUUAUUUUUUUUCAAUAGUGGACAUUCCAUCUUAGACAUACCUAAAAAAUAAAAUAAAAAGACCUGUGUUCAUCAUUUUACAUGUACUCUAUCGUUAUGCAGUUCCAAUUUGUUUCCUGCGCAAGGUUUAUCAACCAUAUUUGAGUGGUAAAACAAUUCUGUGCCGAUAUCUGCACAUUUUGAUUGCACUUUAGUAAUGAAAUUGGCUUCACUGCUUAACAUUUGCAAAAGCAUGUCUUAUUCUGUUAGCUUGUAUAGGAAUAUGUCAGUGUUCUUUAGAACUAUUACAUUCCGGAACUUCCAGUGGCUGUCAGUUGAAAUCUGUUCCACAGUAACAUCAGUCUAGUUGGAGCACAAUUCAUUUCCUAACAAUUGAGUUGCAUAAAUUGCCCACAACUUUGGUUUUGGCAUUCGAAAUGUGUUUUAAUAUUAAACCACUCCACAAAAUGUUUUCUUUGCCCCAAUUAUGAAUAUUGUGUGUGAUGUGGAGACCACUGAAACGGAGAGAAUCUUUUGGGUGGUAAUAAUCACUUUGUCAUGGAUUAUAAUUAUUUUUUUAAGUCAUGUCUUAGGCAACCUUUUCAAAUGCCAACCUCAACCUAUUCCUUAUUUGUUUACUGGUUGUUAAAUUGUGAUACUGUAAUACCAUUCGGGUUUAGUUGUGUGGCCUUUUGUGUCUUUCUAAGCCUGUUUUAAUGCUGCUGUUGUCAGUAUUUGUGGCAGAAAAUAAGUGACAAUGGCGCAAAUAUUAGUCUGCCUUGUAGUUGUUUUGUAGGCCUAUAGUCCAUUCCAACUAAAGUACAUGUUAUGGUUAUAAGAACUCAAUUGAGUAACGUCAACCUACUGUAUUGAGAAUAUUUGAAAUACAAUAUGCAAUGACAGUCCAUUUCACUAGAGAACCACUCCUGCAGCUUUUUUUUAGUUGAGGAUAGUAGCUAUAUGUUUUCCUAAUACUUGCUGCUUUGAAACUGAAGAGACCCACAUUUUGGUGUUGAUAAUUACUAUUCAUGUGCCAGUAUUAAGACAAUCUAAUUCUGGGUGUUUUGGGUUUGAUUUAAUGUUGCAGUUUUACAUUGAAUGCAUUGGCAUCAGUACUUUAUCUAAGCACUAGGGGGCAAUGUAGUGACAUGGCAAUGGACUAAAAUGUCACAAGCAACGAUCAAGAGGACAUGUAGUCAGUAUUUUCAGUGAAACAACAUCCAAAUAUGAAAGUGCCCUUGUAGAAACCCUUGCCAGAGUUGAAAUAUUCUUCCAGUCCCUAUCCUCAAGACUUAAUCAUAGUUUCAGUGAUUUUUAGUCCGUUAUAGGGUGACAAUGUUAAAUGGAUGCCUGGAGGAAAGUAGCUUUGCUUAUUGGAGUUUGCGUUUCGGUUUCGUUCUCCUUCCUUGCUUGCCCUUCCCUCUGAAUUUGCCACUGUCCAUGACAGCGUGUCUUAUUUUCACCUAAUACUUGAUAUCAUGGUCUUUGCAACUAUGCAUCAUGAGGCUGUAGGUCCUCUUGAGGGUUUGCACAUUUGACUUGAAGAGCUUUUCUUUGAUAUUAGACAUGUGCAAAGGAUCAUUAUUGCAUUGCUUUCUGUUCUCUUUAUACUUUGUCACUCCCAUCAUUCCCAUUCAAUCCGUCUUAAUGUGGAACUUGCAUUCCAUUUGUCAACACAAACAUUUCUAGGAAAUUGAGCACAUAUUAAAUCACAGCAAAAGGAAACGACUUCCCCCUGAUUUUGCACAGGUCUUAUCUUUACUUGUGACCAAGUAAAUUGUAUUUAGAAAUACUGUAUUAUUUUGCAGAUGAGCUUUUUAUGUCCUCUUGUGUAGAACAUCACGAGUGGCAGUCAGUUUGCUGAACCGCUGUGUAUGUUCAGGACCUUGUAUAGGUCUGGCAAAUGUUUAUUCAGAAUAGCAAUUAUGACGGUUUCGUUUCCUUUUGGUGGAACUAUUUGUACAUCUUUUUCAGUUCAUAAAUCAUUCCAGCAUUCCAUGUUCAAGACCAUUUGGAUUUCAUAGAUAACUAUGGAAAAUGGGGGAGAAAUGGCAUUUAGAAAACAAUUGUAAAUAAGAAAGAUCUAAAAUGAUUGUACUGUACUUUCAUAAAUAUUACUGAAUUGAUCUACACCUUUUGUAGAUGUGUACUUUUGAUGAUUUAUUAAAAUGAUUAUUUUAAAACUU
Oncorhynchus nerka (sockeye salmon) is the source of this 3829-nucleotide messenger RNA. RefSeq names its product ras-related protein Rab-8A. Gene Ontology annotation, cellular component: trans-Golgi network transport vesicle; plasma membrane; synaptic vesicle. Gene Ontology annotation, molecular function: GTPase activity; GTP binding. Bases 61 to 681 code for a protein of 206 amino acids. Gene Ontology annotation, biological process: protein secretion; cilium assembly; regulation of exocytosis. The transcript is spliced from 8 exons. The record is from RefSeq and is a predicted model, not a curated record. Lineage: Eukaryota; Metazoa; Chordata; Actinopteri; Salmoniformes; Salmonidae.